AUGGCUCAUCGACUAUACCGUUUCGACGGCCAGGAUGAAGACCCUCGAUUGGAGGUCCUGUACCGCAACCUCCGCAUCAUCGACAAUGAUAUCAUAGACAACUCCAAAUCGCAGGACGCGCAGGAGACCCGCGCCGAGGAGACCAACGAGAAGAUGCGCCAACUUGAGGUAUCAGUAGACGAAAGCAACACCCUCGUCCACGCGAACACGGCGGCAGCCAAGGACCAUGCGAACAAUCUACGAGUUGUCGCGGGAAUGGUCGAAGACGCGAUGGCCAAGACCAGAGCCAUCGAGGAAACGGUCAACAACAGUGCUGCCAGCAUCGACGAGCUAUCACUGCACGUCGAAUCCAUGGGCGGGGGAAUGGCCCACGUCUCAGCUGAGGUCAUGGCUCUCAAGGAAACGACUGCCGACAAUGGCAAGAUGAUGACCGAGCAUGGCAAGAUGCUGAGCGAGAUCCUCUCCCACUUGCGCAGCAAUGCCCAGGGUGGCAACUCAUCUACUCAUAUCCCGCCUACCACGGCCUCGAAUGCCAAGAGCGCAGAGGAAGUGCGCAAUGAGUUCAAGCAGAAGAUGUUGCAAGCGGCUGGUGGCGAGAAUGGUAACUCUGCCAACUCUGCACCGGCGGUCGAGGCGAACACCAACAACCAGGGCAAUUCUCAUCUGCGUGCCAUUGACGUGAUCAAUAAGCAUGGAAAUUUCCUCCACGAUGCUGCAAACACCUAUUUCCGCGAGCAAGGCAGAGGAAGUAUGAACAUCCCGACGCAUUUGCCAACUGACAGAUUUAUCUACUGGUUGCGCGAAGACUACCUCUCGAAGGCCGACUAUUCCAGAAUCGCGGUACGCGAGCUGUACGCCAUCAUCUACACUCUGACUUUCCAGGAGAAGGAGAACCUCUUCCGUAUGGCCUGGUAUGGACCAGCGGCGACAUACUUCCAAUGA
Messenger RNA from Anthostomella pinea, 942 nucleotides. The record is from the annotation of a GenBank genome assembly. Lineage: Eukaryota; Fungi; Ascomycota; Sordariomycetes; Xylariales; Xylariaceae.